Molecule: messenger RNA, 2101 nt
Organism: Gadus chalcogrammus (walleye pollock)
Lineage: Eukaryota; Metazoa; Chordata; Actinopteri; Gadiformes; Gadidae
Product: GRB2-related adapter protein-like
Exons: 6
Coding region: 20-874 (284 amino acids)
Molecular function (GO): protein binding
Source: RefSeq, a predicted model, not a curated record
ACCACCGCCACUGCUACUAAUGCUGCUGAUUUCCCUGGUGGUGGUCGUGCGUCGUCAAACCUCUGCUGUUUGUUUAUUUAAAGUGAGACUUCUGGACCACGGCAUGGAGGCAGUGGCUCUGUUUUCCUACACAGCAUCAGAGGUGGGGGAGAUCAGCCUGAAGAAAGGAGAUGUCAUUAAGGUGUUAGACAUGGAGGACGACCCCCAUUGGUUCACAGCAGAGAUCCAGGGGAAGCGUGGUUAUGUGCCAGAAAACUACAUCUCCCUCCUGCCCCACACGUGGUUCGCAGGCCGGGUGACAAGACAGGACACAGAGCAGCGUCUGCGCUGGCAGCCUCAAGGGGCCUUCCUGGUCAGGGAGAGCGAGAGUGCCCCGGGAGAGUUCUCUCUCUCCGUGAGCUACGGUGACAUGGUGGAACACUUCAGAGUUCUGGAAGGCGCGGGCCAGUACUGCAUAUGGGAGGAGUCCUUCUGUUCCCUCAACCGGUUGGUGGACUACUACAGGAGUCACAGCAUCGCCGUAGAGAGGGCGGUGUACCUUCGAGACCUCCAGUCCAAUGCACCCCAGCCACUGCCCGAGUCCUCCCGUAACCCCUACCCCAACCCUUAUAAGAACAGCCCCCACAGGCUGCACUCACGGGCCUCACCCCCCGAGAGGGAAGCCUCCUCGCGACCGUCGGAACCAGCUCUGGGGAUGCCGCAGAUGGCUCAAGCCCUGUAUGACUACAAGCCCCCCCACGCUGCCCACCUCCACUUCCUGCGGGGUGACAUCAUCGACCUGCUGGACUGCUCUGGGCUGGCCCACUGGACAGGAAGGUGUCAUGGAAGAGUUGGUUUAUUCCCCCCAGGAUACGUCCAACCUCUACACCACUAAGUCAUAUGUGUAUAAAUAUAUAAAUGCUUUAGUUGCAUAUGCUUAACCAUGUGUCCCAUGAUACAUAUAUAAAUAUCCAUAUAUUUUAUACGAAGACACUUAGGAAUACCUCUUGUUGACAUAAGACACACCUGCUAAUUAUGCAUAGACUGAUGAUUCAUUCUUAAAUCUGUAUUGGAACAGCAAGCCCAAAGACAUCGUUUCUUUAGAGAAAUAUGGAGCAAGAAAUAUUUCCUGUUUACAGGGUCAUGGGUGGUGUGGGAGUUCAGGGUGAAAUCCUGAUCCAAUUAUAGAUCCCGUGUCUUGUACUGCCUGUGCUCAGUAAGGCUAUCCACCCUCCUUAAGCCCUAAAAAAUUGGCUAAUCUGCUUUUUAUGUGCAAAUUGAAUGAGAAAUUGUUUAUAGACCUCUGGUGCUGCGACAAUUCAAUUUAUUGAGGUAUUUCAAGAAUAUAUACACAAAAAAAAAACCACGUUAGCCAUACAAACAUAUACUUUAUGAAUAAUAUAAAAAAAUCGGAUUACAAUUAUUAAUCUUCUUAACGAGACCUGAAAUCAUUGCUAUCAAAAACAUCGACCUACUUAUUAUCAUCAGAAAGUGAGUAUAUGCCAUUCAAUACACCAACAAGACUUUUAUUUUCAUAAAUAGGACACUGUGUGGAGGGAAUUGUGACUAAUAGGUCGCCAUGUCCUCUUAGUUGCUUGCAGCUAUCUGCACGUACAAAAAUAGCAUGCCAUAAUUCUUAACAAAAUCUCAAAUGUGUAUCUUGUAGUUGCAUGGCCCAAAGUUUUGUAUAUUAAGUAACUUUAUAUCGUUUUUAAGGUUUAAAGUGGUUUUGGAAAAUAUUUACCUGGAGUUCUUAUAAUUGAUAAAUUGUUAUAGGCUACCUAAUGUACAAACAGCUUCCUUUGUGGAUUUCCUUUGCUAUAAAUGAACAGAGAAUCCAAUAAAAAAUGUCAAAAUGAUACGCCUUCUUUCAUUCAAAAGCAGAUUCAAAUAUAUUCAUACACCAUCUCUUAAGUUCAAUCAACUCUAAGGAGAAAGCAUGGAUGAGAUGGUGGCAUGGAUGUGAAUGAGUGAGUUGAUAAGGUUUUAGAUCAACUGAGGCAUAAAUUCUGGUGAAUUAGGCAAAGUAUGCAAACAGAAAGAUGUUGAUGCUGACCAGAAGGAGAGCAUUGGCAUUGCAAAACCUGGACCAAAACACAGUCUCCCGCACGCUCGGGACUCU